GGCCGGCUACAUCCGCUACCUGGACGCCACCCAGUUUGCCGACGGCACAUGGGUCGGCAUUGAGCUGGACGAGCCAGUAGGCAAGAACAAUGGCACCGUGAAGGAGGUCCAGUACUUCGCCUGCAGCGCGAACCACGGGAUCUUCGUCCGCCCAGCCCAGGUGCAGACCGAGGCCCCGCCUGUGGUCGAGAAGAAGCCCGAGAAGAAGGCCAAGGCGCCAGCGCCCCCGGGCGCCGCCGACGCGGCCGCCAGCGCGGCUGCGGCGCCCGCGCCCUCGCCGAAAAGGACCUCGACGACGCCCAAGGUGGCGGCGCUGCCCCAGGCGGCCAGGGCGCCGGCCGCCGCCGACGCGGCGGCGAGUCCGGUGGGGACGCCCAGCCCCUCGGCGACGGUGAAGCGGACCUCGACGGCGUCCAGCUCCGGCGCGGCCAAGGCGGCCCCGGCGGCGGCGUCGCGGUCGUCGCCUGGGGCGGCCAGGGCGUCGGUCGCCACCAGCGCCACUGGGAGCCCCGCGGCGUCGCCCAAGGUGCGGACUUCGGUCUCGUCGAGAGGGCCGGCGGCGGGCGACGCGGCGAGGCCGUCGCGCAUCGCCGGCGCGGAGUCCCCCGCUUCAUCGCCGAAGAGGGUUUCAACGGCAAGACCCCAGGGGCCUUCGGCAGCAGGGGACGCAGCCAAGGCCGCCGCUGCCGACCCCUCGGAGGCGGCGCAGCCCGCGCAGUCCGCGCCUGAGGAGGCGGAGGCCGUGGCAGUGACCCCCGCGGAGACGGCGCCGCCCGCGCAGGCCUCGCCCGAGGAGGCCGCCACUGCCGCACCCUCGGAGCCCGCGCAGACCACGCCCGAGGAGGCGGAGGCCUUGGCGGGGCGCGAGGCGGAGGAGGCGGCGAACGCGGCGAAGGCCGAGGCGGAGGCGCAGGCUGCGAGGGACAUGCAGGCGCAGGCCCAGAAGCUGCGCGAGGCCGAGGUGGCGGCCGCCGCGAGGGCGGCGGAGGCCGCUGAGGCGGCCGCCGCUGCAAGGGCCCAGGACGAAAGGCGCGCGGCCCGCGAGGCGGCGGAGAGGGCGGUGCGCGCGGCGGCCGCCGAGCGGGAGGCGCGCGCGACGCGGGAGCAGGAGGAGCUCUCCGGAGAGAUCGAGGUGAUGCAGAAGGAGAUCUCGCAGCUCGCCGAGGUCGAAUUGCCCGCCCUGCUGGCGAGGAGGGAGUCGGUCGAAGACGAGGCCAAUCGUAUUCGCGCCAGCAUGCAGGAGGCCUCGGCCACGUCCGCCGCGGCCGUGGAGGAGGCGCGGCGGCAGUCGACCAUCGACGACCAGGCCGCCCGGGCCAGGCUGCAGGAAGAACUCUCCGACCUCGAGCGCCAGCGCAGGGAGCUGGAGAAGCAGGCCAACGAGCUCGAGCGGACGGCAUCGCUGCGGAGGUCGCUCAAGCCGAAGAGUCAGACCAGUCAGAACCCCUCCAUCACCACUCUGCGGGCGAAGCUCGAGGUGGAAGAGAAGCAGCGAGAGCUCUUGGAGCUGCAGCUGGAGGAGAUGAACAUCCAGCUCGAGGAGCUCAGGGACUACCUGAAGGAGCUGGACGACCCGACGCUGCUGGCACCAGACCUUCAGAAGCAGUGGCACCAGCAGGCCCUGCAGACGUUCUGCGAUAAUCGCCGGUUCGAGACCCUGAGGCUGCGAAAGCAGGUCGCAGACCUGGAAAAGAAGCAGCAGGAGACGCACAACAACAUGGUCAAAGGCAGCAACCCGUACCGCGUCAUCGAGACGCGGAUCGAGGCCAUCGAGGAGAAGAGCAGUGAGUUGUCCAAGGUCGCCGCGGAGAAGGAGAGGGUGUUGGAGGGGCACAAGGAGCUGCAGGAGCAGCAGGCGAUCGAGGCCGCCUCUCGCCAGGAGCUGGAGGCCCUUCUAAGGGACGAGCUCGAGCAGGAGGAGGAGCGGGAGCGCAAGCUGGAGGUGGCCGUGCGCAAGCUGUCCGGCGAGCGGGGUGAGCUGAAGGAGCGGCAGGCCGCGCAAUCCGCCGAGGUCGCCCGGCUGCAGAUCCGCCUCUCGACCCUGCAGACCAACCAUGGGGGUCGCCCUUCCACCGGGCGGGCCGGCGACGCCCUCGCCGCCUCGGAGACCGACGUGGCCCUUGCCGUCGGCGAGUGGAGAGCGGCCGCGGCGAGGGCGGAGGCCUGGGCCGUCUCCCUGCCACCGCAGCUCCGGGACGACGCCGAGCUCGGGGACAGCCAUGCGACGCUGUGCGGGCUGCACCGGAGCUUCCGCAAG
Molecule: messenger RNA, 2257 nt
Organism: Prorocentrum cordatum
Lineage: Eukaryota; Dinophyceae; Prorocentrales; Prorocentraceae
Source: the annotation of a GenBank genome assembly